Brachypodium distachyon (stiff brome) is the source of this 2331-nucleotide messenger RNA. It is a transcript of the gene YS1B, whose product is annotated as iron-phytosiderophore transporter YSL15-like. Gene Ontology annotation, cellular component: plasma membrane. Bases 1 to 2331 code for a protein of 776 amino acids. Gene Ontology annotation, biological process: response to iron ion; seed development. NCBI's taxonomy places the organism in Eukaryota, Viridiplantae, Streptophyta, Magnoliopsida, Poales, Poaceae. Gene Ontology annotation, molecular function: oligopeptide transmembrane transporter activity; iron-nicotianamine transmembrane transporter activity. The transcript is spliced from 8 exons. The record is from RefSeq and is marked provisional.
AUGGACGUGAUCGUCCCGGACCGCUCGCAGCGGGUGAUGCCGGAGGCGGAGAUCGAGAAGCAGGAGAACGACGAGGCCGCGGAGGGCGACAUGGAGUCGGACCCGGCGCGAGGGGGGCAGCUGCAGGCGCCCCCGCCGGAGAGGUGGCAGGAGGAGCUGACGGUGCGUGGGCUGGUUGCCGCGCUGCUGAUCGGCUUCAUCUACACCGUCAUCGUCAUGAAGAUCCUGCUCACCACGGGGCAGGUGCCGACGCUCAACGUCUCGGCGGCCCUGAUCGCCUUCCUCUCGCUCCAGGGAUGGACGCGGCUGCUCGACCGCCUCGGCGUCCCGUGCCGCCCCUUCACCCGCCAGGAGAACACCGUCGUCCAGACCUGCGUCGUCGCCUGCUACACCAUCGCGUUCGGCGGUGGGUUCGGGUCGACCUUGCUGGGCCUGAACAAGAGGACGUAUGAGCAGACCGGGGACUCGGCGGGCAACGUGCCGGGGAGCUGGAAGGAGCCAGGGAUUGGCUGGAUGACGGGAUUCCUCUUGGCUGUCAGCUUCGGUGGGCUCCUCACCCUGAUUCCCCUCAGAAAGGUUUUGGUCAUUGACUACAAAUUAACUUACCCAAGUGGUACUGCAACUGCUGUUCUUAUAAACGGGUUUCAUACCACUCAGGGAGACAAGAAUUCGAAGAAACAGAUCCAUGGAUUUCUAAAAUACUUUGGGCUGAGCUUUUUCUGGAGCUUCUUCCAAUGGUUCUACACUGGAGGGGAUGUUUGUGGAUUUGUUCAAUUCCCUACACUCGGUCUAAAGGCUUGGAAACAAACCUUCUUCUUCGACUUCAGCGCCACAUACAUUGGUGCCGGAAUGAUUUGCCCGCAUAUAGUGAACAUCUCCACCCUCUUUGGUGCAAUUAUUUCAUGGGGACUAAUGUGGCCACUCCUCAGCAAAAGGAAGGGAGAUUGGUACCCUGCAAAUGUACCGGAAAGCAGCAUGAAAAGUUUGUACGGUUACAAGGCCUUCAUAUGUAUAGCUCUUAUCAUGGGGGAUGGUGUCUACCACUUCACAAAAAUUAUUGGCAUCACUUCUAAGAGCAUGUAUCGACAAUUUAACCGCAAACGAGUUGACAACAGAGUGGCAAAUGUGGACAGUGCGAUUGCACUUGAUGAAUUGCAACGGGAUGAGGUCUUCAAAAGGGGCCAUAUAUCAUCUUGGAUGGCAUACACCGGGUAUGCCUUGUUAAGCGUACUCGCGGUGAUUACCAUGCCAAUAAUGUUCCGACAGGUGAAGUGGUACUAUGUAAUUUUAGCCUAUGCCUUUGCUCCCGUGCUUGGGUUUGCCAAUUCCUAUGGAACUGGGCUCACUGACAUCAACAUGGGCUACAACUAUGGCAAGAUUGCUCUCUUUGUCUUUGCGGUGAGAAAUGUGGACAAUACGAUUGCACUUGAUGAAUUGCAACGUGUCGAGGUCUUCAAGAAGGGACAUAUAUCAUCUUGGAUGGCAUACACCGGCUAUGCCUUGUUAAGCGUGGUUGCAGUGAUUACCAUGCCAAUAAUGUUCCGACAGGUGAAGUGGUACUAUGUAGUUAUAGCCUAUGCCUUAGCUCCCGUGCUUGGAUUUGCCAAUUCCUAUGGAACGGGGCUCACUGACAUCAACAUGGGCUACAACUAUGGCAAGAUUGCUCUUUUUGUGUUUGCGGGUUGGGCAGGAAAGGAUAACGGUGUCGUUGCUGGCCUUGUUGGUGGUACAUUGGUGAAACAGCUAGUUCUUAUCUCUGCCGAUCUAAUGCACGACUUGAAGACGAGUUAUCUCACAUUAACAUCCCCAAGAUCCAUGCUUGUAGGACAGGCCAUUGGGACAGCCAUGGGCUGCAUCGUCUCGCCUCUCACAUUUAUGCUCUUUUACAAGGCAUUUGAUAUUGGUAACCCAGACGGUUAUUGGAAGGCACCGUAUGCACUUAUAUAUCGUAAUAUGGCACUACUUGGUGUGGAGGGCUUCUCGGUGUUGCCAAAGUAUUGCCUAGAACUCUCCGGUGGAUUCUUCGCAUUCGCAGCACUCUCUAGUAUAGCAAGGGAUGUCCUGCCACAUAAGUAUGGGAUGUAUGUGCCCCUACCUAUGGCAAUGGCUGUUCCAUUCCUUGUCGGUGGGAGCUUUGCUAUUGAUAUGUGCAUCGGGAGUUUGGUGGUCUUUAUCAAGGAAAAACUAAACAAGAAAGAGGCCGGAUUUAUGGUACCUGCCAUUGCAUCCGGAUUGAUAUGCGGGGAUGGCAUAUGGACAUUCCCUUCUUCCCUGCUUGCCCUUGCCAAGAUUAAGCCACCAAUUUGCAUGAAGUUUACACCUGCAGGCUAG